AUGAACAUAAUUAACGAAGCAACUUUUUAUGUGCCAUUUUCCUCUCAGGUGCACGGAAAACGCUAUGCGUACAAGUUCGAUUUCACAGGUCUGGCACAGGCCAUGCAGCCUACAGCCUGUGACGCACCAGACAGCACUGUUCCCUUGACGCUGCCUAGUUUCAUGGCCGGCAGCCCCUACCUUCCCGGCGUGGCG
Molecule: messenger RNA, 195 nt
Organism: Dibothriocephalus latus
Lineage: Eukaryota; Metazoa; Platyhelminthes; Cestoda; Diphyllobothriidea; Diphyllobothriidae
Source: the annotation of a GenBank genome assembly